AAUAAUAAGUGCACGUUUUGUUUCGCUGUUAUAUGGGGAAAAUCUAUUUUAAGUACUUUUGUCUAAAUUUACCACGAGAAGGGGCAAGUUCAAUAUCCAAAAUGAAAGGUCCAGUCUUCCGACUAGAUGUUCAUUGUGCAACUUUUUGAUUGAUAUUCUUACCACAACAAGAGAUUGGGGAUGAAAAGCCUAAAUAAAAAGGAUUUAAUAACUAAAUAUGCAGAAACAAGAAAAGAGACGCGAACUGCGUCUGAAGAGAUUUUGGCGUUCACCAAAAACAACAUCAUCCGAAGAUUCAACUGGCUAUGAGAGCCCCACACGUACCAAGCCCGCAAGUGACGCACAACGUUUCAACCAUUUGCACUACACGAGCCUAGCACAGAGUGCACCGGGUGGACCCGAAAAUGGCACGGCCUGCAACAAGCCGGCAUGUUCGCUGCCACUGUUGCAAGUGUGGCCCAGUCAGCCACAUUUACGACAGGAGUCCUUCGUGCAGUUGCGACGAAACAGCGGCCCUGAGGGCCAACGGGAUUCGCCACGUGGCGAAGCGGAUGGACAAUCCUUCAUCUUCCCUGUCAUUGCCGAGACAAGUACGAGUAGCAGUAGCGGCGCCGGCAGCAGCAGUACGACUAGCGAUAGUGCUGCUGCUGGCAGUUCGACCACCACUACCACCAGCAGCAGCGGCACCUCCGGCAUCAGCAACAACAAUCACAACAAUAGCAAUAACUUAAGAAAUGGCAAUCAUUUAACGCUCAGCAACUCCUGCUUAGGCGAACGGCGUCGCAGCUCGCUUUACUGUGAUACUUUGCAUGCGGGCGACUCAGGCAUUGAUUCGGUGCAGGCGUCGCCUUCACCAAACGCACUGCCACCACCACCCGGUGCAUCACUGCUCGGUGAUGGCCUGGGUAUGGGCAGCAACUCCUGCAAUGUCUCACCCGCCACAACGCCCACACAAGGUUCGCCGAAUCUCUCGCUUGGUGGUGCACGUGCCGGUGCGCGCGCUAGCAUCAGUGUCGGCGCAGCAAAUUAUCGACGCAAAUCCAGUGCGCUACUACAUCCCGAUCAUGCGCGCUUGUUUGCGUUGCGCAUGAAGCAUGCUGCCGCCUUGGAACGCGCACAAACGUCACCGGAUCAAACGUCCAUCGAAGAUGCAACCGAAUUCCAUGAUAAUGGUUUGGCAACGAAUUUGCACUUGUGCUCUGCGUCUUCGUCGACGACGUCGUCGCUGACUUCCGUCGCAGCGGUUAGCUUAGGCGGUGGCAUGGGAGUGAUCGGUGCAGCCGGCUCCUCCUCAUCCUCCGCUGCGGCUGCGGCAGCAUGUCUAGCUGCCGGCGCUGGUGCGGGUUCACAGCAGCGCGUCUCCGACCCAUGGCUGCAGCCGCAAUCGGAUCGUGAACGUGAUUCGCGCUACGAACGACGUCGUUCCUCAACGAUGACGGCACGUUACUCACUGUUCGAUGCAUUGGAUUUGGAAUAUGUGCUGUUGCGUGCUGCGGCACGCGGUUCGGUCGGCCCGUACUCACUAAGCGAAUCUAUACACAAACUGACAUUUACACAAUCGUUGGCGUUUCCGGCACUGGCACGCGGUCUCGCCACAAAGCGUCGGCGGUCGCAUACGCGUACCAGUUCGCGACCGCUAAACCCCAAUGAGUCGGGUCUUAAUACGUGUGCGAAAGUCGUUACCGCCGUCAUAUUGGUGGGUAUUUCGUUUAUGGUGUUUCUGAUUGUGUAUAAAUUUGUGCGGACGUGAGGUUUACUCCUGGCCCCGACAGAUUUUCCCGUUACAUAUCAGCAAGCGAACGCGAAUGCAAAUGUAUACACGUUCGCAACGGGAAAUGUUAGUGCCAGCAAAACACUGUCGGGGUUCAGGAGAGUAUUGGGUCUGAAAGAUCGAGAUUAAAUGCACAACUGCAACGGAGAGGCGAAAGUCGAGUAUAGUAUUUUAUGCGUCUUAUACAAACAUACAUACUUAUUAAUAAAAUUUGUGAUAAAAAGUAUGUAAUAACGUCUAAACCUGCGCAGAAUGGCUGCAAUACUUUGUAAUGCUGGAAUCACGCCAUUUUGUGUAACAAAUGGAGCUGACUGUAAAAAGUGUUUCAAUUAAAAAAGUUUUGUAAUUCAAAAACUUACACAAAAUGCCUUUUAAAAAUAGUAUUUGCUACUUUUUAAUACUUAUACAUUUUCA
This is a messenger RNA of Bactrocera latifrons, 2185 nucleotides long. RefSeq lists its product as uncharacterized. The transcript has 6 exons. The record is from RefSeq and is a predicted model, not a curated record. NCBI's taxonomy places the organism in Eukaryota, Metazoa, Arthropoda, Insecta, Diptera, Tephritidae. The coding region runs from base 218 to 1750 and encodes 510 amino acids.